Scleropages formosus (Asian bonytongue) is the source of this 2727-nucleotide messenger RNA. Its product is annotated as mitofusin-1-like. Gene Ontology annotation, cellular component: mitochondrial outer membrane. The transcript has 18 exons. Gene Ontology annotation, biological process: mitochondrial fusion; mitochondrion localization. Bases 70 to 2259 code for a protein of 729 amino acids. Gene Ontology annotation, molecular function: GTPase activity; GTP binding. The record is from RefSeq and is a predicted model, not a curated record. NCBI's taxonomy places the organism in Eukaryota, Metazoa, Chordata, Actinopteri, Osteoglossiformes, Osteoglossidae.
GAUCAAUGAAGUAAAGUGGAGGUGCCUGUCCAGGGUUCGAGGAGCUACGGUCGCCUCCAGGAAGCCAGCAUGGACGAAGGUGACGUCUCCCCGCUGCGGCGCUUUGUGGUGGCUAAGAAGAAGAUCAGCGCGCUCUUCGACGAGCUGCUGGAAUACGUUGAAGAGGGCUCAGCGUUCAUACAAGAGACUCGCCGCAGUGAGGACCUGGAGGAGAUUGCAGAUGAGGACCAGGAGGCCCAGAUCCAGGCCGACGCCAGGAAGGUGUCGGUCAUCAAGGAGGUGCUCUCCCGGCGACAGAUGAAGGUGGCCUUCUUUGGCAGGACGAGCAACGGGAAGAGCAUGGUGAUCAACGCCAUGCUAUGGGACCGCGUUCUGCCCACGGGAAUCGGCCACACCACCAACUGCUUCCUGAGUGUUGAGGGCACGGAUCAGGAGAGGGCCUACCUCAUGACCGAGGGCUCCGAAGAGCAGAAGAGUGUCAAGACAGUGAACCAGCUGGCUCACGCUCUGCACAUGGACCACAGCCUGGACUCCGGCUCCCUGGUCAGGGUGUUCUGGCCCAAGUCCAAGUGUGCUCUGCUGAGGGAUGACCUGGUUCUCAUGGACAGCCCGGGCACGGAUGUCACGUCGGAGCUGGACAGCUGGAUCGACAGGUUCUGCUUGGACGCCGACGUCUUCGUGCUGGUGGCCAACUCGGAAUCCACGCUGAUGAACACGGAGAAACAGUUUUUCCACAAAGUGAACGAACGACUUUCGAAGCCCAACAUCUUCAUCCUGAACAACCGCUGGGAUGCAUCAGUGCUGGAGCCCGAAUACGUGGAGGAUGUGCGGGAGCAGCACGUGGAGCGUUGUGUCAACUUCCUGGUGGAGGAGCUCAAGGUGGCGGAGCACGAGCAGGCCCUCGAACGCAUCUUCUUCGUGUCGGCCAAGGAGGCGCUCAACUCCCGCAUGCAGCGCGCUCAGGGGAUGCCAGAGUGCGGUGGCGCUCUGGCCGAAGGUUUCCAGGACAGGAUGAAGGAGUUCCAGAGCUUUGAGAGGACGUUUGAGGAGUGCAUCUCACGGUCAGCGGUGAAAACCAAGUUUGAGCAGCACACGAUGAGAGCCCGACAGAUCACGGAGAGCGUAAAGGCCAUCAUGGACGCGAUCAAUAUCGCCUCGGCAAAAAAGAAGGUGCUCUUGCUGGAGCGCAGGGAGAGCCAGAUGGACCAGCUGGAGUUUGUGCGCAACCAGAUUAACCUGUUGACCGAGGAUAUCAAGAAGAAGAUCAAGAGCGUCGCCGAGGACGUGGAGGCCAAGGUCUCCAGAGCCAUGAUGGAAGAAAUCCGGCACCUCUCUGCGCUCGUGAACGAUUUCCACGGCGAUUUCCACCCAUCCCCCCAAGUCCUCCUUCUCUAUAAGCGUGAGCUGCUCAGACACGUGGAGGAGGCCGUAGGGAAGAACCUCGCCUUUCGCUGCUCCGGCGCCAUCAACUCGUCCGUGCAAAAGUCCCAGAAGGACAUGACCGACAGUCUCCUGCCUCUGGUGCCCCCUGCUGUCCGCAACCAGCUGCACGCGCUCCUUCCCCGCCGCACCUUGGAGCUCCGCUACGACCUCAACUGUGCCGCCCUGUGUACCGACUUCCGGGAGGACAUCGACUUCCACUUCUCCCUGGGCUGGACUGCCCUGGUCAACCGCUUCCUGGGUCCCGCUAGUGCCAAGAAGGUGCUGGAGACCGUGGACCACAGCUUCCAGGUAACCCACCCCCUGCAGAGCACACCGCCCCUCUGCAGCCGGGAGGAGGAGAUCCUGCUGUCCCUGGCCACCGGCCUGGCCUCGCUCACCUCGCGCACCUCCAUGAGCGUGGUAGUCAUCGGGGGGCUGGUGUCCCGUGCGGUGGGGUGGAGACUCAUCGCCCUCUCGCUGGGUCUUUACGGGCUGCUCUACCUGUAUGAGAGGGCCACCUGGACCACCAAGGCACAGGAGAGGGUGCUCCGGCGCCAGCUGGUGGAGUACGCCACCCAGAGGCUGCAGAUGAUUGUGAGCAUCACCAGCGCCAACUGCGCCCACCAGGUCCAGCAGGAGAUGGGUGCCAUACUUGCGUGGCUCUGCCAGAAGGUGGACCUCAGUCAGGAGGAGCUGGAGGGAGAGACUCAGAGGCUCACCGCCCGCAUCCAGAGACUGGAGGCCGUGCAGAGCUGCUCCAGAGCCCUCAGAAACAAAGCAUCAUACCUGGACACACAGCUGGAGCAGUUCAGUGACCAGUAUCUGCAGACUCCAUGAAGGUCAGAGGUCAGUUCCAAGACUGGGUGUCUCACUGUUGAAAAUGGACUAAUAUCUCAAGUACACGUUACUGUUGGACAACAUUCCCCGUAAAAUAACUGCCAAAAAAUAAAGGGACAAUCUUUGUACAGGUCAAAAUGGCACUAUUGGUAGUUGGUUUAUAGUUUUGAUACUGAGCAGCAAAAACCACUGGAUUUGUAGCAGUUAGAAACUAAUACCUUGUAUUUCUUCAUUGCUUAUGCUGUAGAAGCCAGAAUGUUGUGUUUAAACUUUGCCAGGGUUGACACGCAGGGGUCAAAGCUGCUGCUUUUGCAGCCAAAGGUUACAGGUUUGAAUCCCACCUCCAGCCCUACCCUUCAGCACUGUACUUUUACUGGAGUGAUUUAAGGGUAAGUUGCUGUAGAGAAAAACACCAGGUGAAUAUUCAUGUGACACAGCUCUGCAAGGCUUUAUGGGAACAUGCAACAC